CGGCUGCAGAGCUCAGCCAGCUAGUUGCUCCGCCCCGGGCAAGAUUCGGCACCACCAUGGAGGAGUACCAUCGGCACUGCGAUGAGGUUGGCUUUAAUGCUGAUGAAGCUCAUAACAUCGUUAAGGAGUGUAUAGAUGGGGUCUUAGGUGGUGAAGACUAUAAUCAAAACAAUAUAAACCAAUGGACUGCAAGCAUAGUGGAGCAAUCCUUAGCACAUUUGGUUAAGCUGGGAAAAGCUUAUAAAUAUAUCGUGACCUGUGCAGUGGUGCAGAAGAGUGCAUAUGGCUUCCACACAGCCAGCUCAUGCUUUUGGGAUACCACAUCUGAUGGAACCUGUACUGUAAGAUGGGAGAACCGAACCAUGAACUGUAUCGCCAAUGUUUUCGCCAUUGCUAUUGUCCUGUAA
Messenger RNA from Orycteropus afer afer, 407 nucleotides. RefSeq names its product dynein light chain Tctex-type 3 (gene DYNLT3). Gene Ontology annotation, biological process: microtubule-based movement. Gene Ontology annotation, molecular function: dynein intermediate chain binding. Lineage: Eukaryota; Metazoa; Chordata; Mammalia; Tubulidentata; Orycteropodidae. The record is from RefSeq and is a predicted model, not a curated record. Gene Ontology annotation, cellular component: cytoplasm; kinetochore; cytoplasmic dynein complex.